Molecule: messenger RNA, 1462 nt
Organism: Maniola jurtina (meadow brown)
Lineage: Eukaryota; Metazoa; Arthropoda; Insecta; Lepidoptera; Nymphalidae
Product: putative serine protease K12H4.7
Exons: 1
Coding region: 41-1462 (473 amino acids)
Biological process (GO): proteolysis
Molecular function (GO): serine-type exopeptidase activity; dipeptidyl-peptidase activity
Source: RefSeq, a predicted model, not a curated record
UAUAAAAAUGUGCUGAAAGGCCGCAUCUCUAACAAACGCAAUGCUGAUUUAUCCAUUUAUUUUGUCAUUAUACCCGUGUAUUUGUGGUGGUGUUGAUCUGUUCUGUAUUAAAAAUGGAUUCAAAUACCUCAACGAUGAAAUAAAUUCGGAACCACAUCUGGAAGAAGCCGUAACACAAACGAAAUGGCUCAAACAAAAAGUAGACCAUUUCAACACGACAGACCAGAGAAACUGGAAAAUGAGAUAUUUUGAAAGAUUGAGUUAUUGGAAAUUAAAUGGUCCAAUUUAUCUAUUUUUGGGAGGAGAAAGUCCCGCUUCUGCGCGAUGGGCGGAAACAGGGAUAAUGUACGAGUUGGCUAAAGAAACAAAUGGUGCCUUGUAUGUUUCGGAGCACAGGUAUUAUGGUGAAAGCAGACCACUGAACGGUACUGAUGCGGAAGCUUUGAAAUAUUUGAGUGCUAGACAGGCUUUAGCAGAUAAUGCUUAUUUGUUGAAAUAUCUCAAACGUUUUUCUAAUUACAAAAGGUCUAAGGUUGUUGUCGUCGGAGGAUCAUAUUCUGGCAACUUAGCAGCGUGGAUGAAAUUAUUAUAUCCUGGUUUAGUUGACGCGGCCAUUGCGAGCAGCGGACCUAUUUUAGCGAAAACAGACUUCUAUGAAUACCUUGAAAAAGUAAGUGACAACUAUGAACAGUAUGGUACAAAAAAAUGUUUACGUACGAUUAAAAAAAUAUUUAAGAGAUACGACAAGCUAAUGCAAAGCUCUGAGGGGAUUAAAAUAUUAAAGAAUGAACAGAAUAUUUGUGAAAAGUGUGAUAUGACUGUGCCAGAAAAUCAGUACCUAUUCUUCAGCUAUAAAGUAGGUGAAUUCAUGAGUGUCUCCCAAUAUGGUACUACUGAACGAAUAAAAAGUCAUUGUAAAAGUUUACAAAAUGAAUCAAUACCUAGGAUACCUCUGGAAGAGUCUGCACGGAACAACUGCACUUGCUAUGAUUUCGAUGAAAUGAUCGAAGGUUUUUAUACGGAGGGAAAUGAAUGGAUUAUAUCGUGGAUGUAUCAAACUUGUAAUGAGUUGGGGUUAUUUGCAACUACGUCAUCAGAUGAGCAACCUUUCACAAAUAAUAUGCCUCUAAAGUUCAAUAUUAAAAUGUGUCAUAAAUUGUUCGGUCCAGACUUUGAUGAAGAGAGAGUGAAUAGAGGUGUUGCAGCAGUUAAUGAUUUGUAUGGAGCAUUAAACCCAAACGUUACUAAUGUAGUUUUUUCAAAUGGUGACUUGGAUCCGUGGAGCACCCUUAGCAUUCUGGAAGACCUCUCAUACGAUGCACCAGCGAUAGUAAUUCCUAGAGCUUCGCAUUGUAGGGAUUUGUAUUCUAAUAGAGACGGCGAUAUUGAGGAAUUUAAAGAGGCUAGGAAGGACAUAAAAAAUUUAGUUAAAAAAUGGAUAGGAGCUAAAUUGGAGACUUGA